GCCGAAUUCGGCAAUUGGCUAUCUUGACCACCGCGUAUGAGAAAAGUACCCACGAUAUGCAUUCACGGCCGUCUGCUUCCUUGAUUGAGCAUCCUGCGAUUUCAAUCUUUCCUUCUAAGCGUGCUCCUUUCCCCUGCUGCCGGGUGCAUUGUAUGCCGCUCUCGCGCAGGUUAUGAGUUUCGCCUGCGUCGCUCCACCGAGGUGAACAGGGGGGACGCCCACCAGCUCUGCAUUCCAGUUCGCCGAUCUCUAUACAGCAUUGCAAGCCAGCAACAGCGACAAGCAGUCAUAUUGUGGCCAUGGCGGACUCAAUGCCAAUUCCUCAACCCCCUCGCACUCCCACGCCUCCCCCAGAUGAGCCGGCAUCGCCUCAAAGGCUGCCCGUAUUCGAUCCCGAUACUCCAAUCGACACAAACACCCUGUCGCCUCUUCACAUCGAACAACGUGAGCUUAUGGCGUCGCCUAUUGCAUCACACUUUCCACCGUCAACUCCUGACCGAUCAAGCGCAAAUGGGAACGGGGCAGGGCCUUUCAAUUUCCAGCCGGCGGCGUUGGCAAAGUCGCCUGUGGUGAAAUCUAACAUCGGACAACGACGUGGCCACAAGUACAAGCACAGCAGUGUUUCGCACCAGAUCUUCCUCGAACCUCCGCCCCGGGCCCCGUUGGCCCUUCCAAAUUCCCUGCCGAUUCCGACCUUCGCGGAGUGUAGAGCCAGCAUGACAAAAGAUCAGAAUAUUCGGUUCUAUUGGAGUAUUUGCCAUAUGGCCGUUGCAGGGUAUGCGAUGUGGAACGCUCACGGAUCAGCUGCCAUGGAGGCGCUCUCACAUCUAAUAUUCUACGAUUCGCUGGGGGCGCUGCUUUGCGUUUUCGUGGAAGUUCUGUCGAAUUUUGAGGUCUGGGGACGAUCCAGUCUCAGGCAUCCUUUCGGUUUGCAACGAAUGGAAGUUGUGGCUGGCUUCGCUCUCUCGGUGUUAUCAAUCUUUUUCGGCUUCGACUUGAUCUCGCACAAUGCAAAGCACGCUCUGGAAGGCAUUGGGCACGAGCCGCACCAUCCUCAUGCCCACGAGCGUGUGUCAGCAGGCACGGUAGAUCUGACUGUCAUGCUUGCGCUGGUUGCAACAUUGAUCUCGGCGGUCGGCUUGCAGAAUCACGCGCGGAUUGGCAAGGCGAUGCGGUUUGCGGCAAUGGAGAACCUUCCUUCUCUGCUAAGCAACCCUUCGCACUUUUUGACUUUGUCCUGCUCCGCCACUAUGCUCCUGCUUCCGCUCCUGUCGUUGCAUACGUACGAGUGGGUGGACAAGGUGCUUUCCAUGAGUAUUGCAUUGAGCAUGCUCUUUCUAGGAGCUCAUUUGGGACGCAAUGUCGGUGCCAUGCUCCUCAUGUCUCUUCCUGCCAAAUCAGACAAUGUCGCGCAGGUCGUCAAGGCGAUUGAAGCUGAGCCUCUGGUGCGCAGCGUUGAGCAGGCCAAAUUCUGGCAAGCGCAUUACGGGAUGGGUAUGGCGAAUCUAAGGCUGCGUGUUGUUGGCACGGAGGAGAAUUUGGUCAAGCUCAGGGAGCGGAUAGCCAGCAUGAUUCGGAAUCACCUCAGCGGCGGUUACGGACAAGGCAGCACUGGCCAAAAGUGGGAGGUCAGCGUACAGUUCAAGGUCGAGACGGACAGUGCCUUUUCUGCUAGCCACAGCCAUCUCCUGUCCGGGCCCGGCUGGACGACUGGGUGAUGCCGAGUCUGUUUCUCUAUUUCACGACUGUAUAUGUCCAAUAUUCAUUCAUGCUCAGCCUACUGUAUCCUUGUAUCAAACGGCAUUUUCAUGGCGGACGAUAACUCUCGGCCGAUGCCCAAUUCUUUCUGUCCCGA
Messenger RNA from Exophiala dermatitidis NIH/UT8656, 1855 nucleotides. RefSeq lists its product as uncharacterized. Gene Ontology annotation, cellular component: membrane; Golgi apparatus. Gene Ontology annotation, molecular function: zinc ion transmembrane transporter activity. The transcript is spliced from 2 exons. Gene Ontology annotation, biological process: transmembrane transport; intracellular zinc ion homeostasis; zinc ion transport. The record is from RefSeq and is a predicted model, not a curated record. Lineage: Eukaryota; Fungi; Ascomycota; Eurotiomycetes; Chaetothyriales; Herpotrichiellaceae. Bases 300 to 1718 code for a protein of 472 amino acids.